Cooperia oncophora is the source of this 1116-nucleotide messenger RNA. The record is from the annotation of a GenBank genome assembly. NCBI's taxonomy places the organism in Eukaryota, Metazoa, Nematoda, Chromadorea, Rhabditida, Trichostrongylidae.
AUGUUCCCAGAGAACAUUAUUCAAGCAACAUUCCAACAAGUCCAGACGUACUACGUCCCUUGGAAACCAAAGCAUCCACGUAUUAAUGGGACAAGCAACGCGUCUGAAGUGGUCUUUCACAAACCACAGCUCACCUACACCAACGAAAUGAAUGUCCUAGGUGCUAUCCCUAUUGGAAUCUUAUCGCUUGUCUGUAAAAAUAUUGUUGACAUUGACAACCUUACUGAAACGGCUCAAGCACUCGCAAUGUAUGUUGUAACGGUGAUCUGUGGCCUAAUGAUUCACUCACUGCUCACUCUUCCACUUCUGUACUUCAUUGUGACAAGGAAAAGUCCUUUCGCCUACAUGACGGGAAUGCUUCAAGCCUUGGCGACAGCUUUCGGAACGGCUUCGAGUACUGCCACUCUGCCGGUGACAUUUCGAGCUUUGGAGGAGAACCUGAAGAUUGAUCGGAGAGUAACACGAUUCGUGCUCCCUCUGGGCGCCACAAUCACUAUGGACGGCACAGCACUCUACGAAGCUGUCGCAGUCAUUUUUAUUGCUCAACUUCACAACGUCAAACUCACUUUGCUUGAAUUAUUAACUAUUAGUGUCACAACAACCGUGGCGUCUAUCGGUUCUGGUUCAGUGCCAGCUGGUUUGGACACCAUCGUUAUCGUGCUGACUACAGUUGGACUUCCAGCAAAAGAUCUCAGCUUACUGCUUACCGUCGACUGGCUGCUUGAUCGAAUUCGAACUUCGGUGAAUGUGUUGGGUGACGGAUUUGGUGCCGGAAUCAUUCAUCACCUUACCAAAAACAGCUUGGUAGAAGCAGACACCGACGAGUUGAUUCGGCAAAUCAGAGAGGACAUACGUCGUUUAGAUCAGCUCAACAAUCCCAACGCUCUGCCAGUUGACAAUGCUCAUCCGAGCGACCAGAUCUCACUGCACAGUCAAACGGCGAUUCCAAUGCAGAGGAGCCCAGGGAAAAAGUCUCCCUCUACGCCAUACUUGACCCUAAUGAAGGGACCCGCUGAAGCCUUUGAAGGUACUGGAGAAGGUGCGCCUCCAUUGAAAAGUGUUACCACCACAAGUCUACCAAGUCAUUUGGGAAAGCGAGCUCUUUCGCUAUUUUAA